AUGGACUUAAAAUACGGAUUAGUUGGGAAGAAUGGGGCAGGAAAAACAACUCUUCUUAGGGCAUUAAGAAAAAAGCAAUUUGGAAUUCCAAAAGCCAUGAGAGUUCACCUAAUCAAGCAAGAAUUUAACUCCAAUAAAACAGUGAUAGAAUAUGUUGGUAUGGAUGGAGGUGGUUGGAGAAUGAGAGUUCAGUUGGCCAAAGCUAUACACAAGAACCCAGAAUUGCUUUUGUUGGAUGAGCCCACUAAUUUCUUGGAUAUCGAAACAAUUACUUUUUUGGAGGAAUUUAUUAAGCUAUACAAUGAACAACAAGCGGAGAUAGAGCAUCUUAUGAGCUUUAUAAAUAGAUUUCGGGCAAAUGCAGCCAGAAGUUCUCAAGCCCAAAGUAGAAUGAAAGUAUUAGAAAAGAUGAAAAAGUUGGAAAUGCCUAAAGUGGAGCAUAAGCUGAGAUUUAGAUUUCAAUCGGACAAAUUAUCAUCCGAAUUGAUUAACUCGGAUUCCAGAAUUGUAAUAGUUGGAGAGAAUGGGCAAGAUCAACUAAAUAUGUCGAUGGAUGCCGUUACUUAUCUCAUGCAAUUCUAUCCACUCGAAGAAUCGAGGAGAAGAAUGAGUAAUUUUGGAUUAAUCAAUAAUCAGCAAAUCUCUACCCUUUCAGGUGGACAGAAAAGCAGGCUGGCAUUUGCCAGAAUGGAUGUUAGUAAUUUGCUGAUAUUGGAUGAACCAACAAAUCAUUUGGAUAUUGUGGCCAUCUCUGCUCUUAGUGAGGCUAUUAAUGAAUACAAAGGAGCAGUAAUAUGUGUUAGCCACGAUAUGACAUUUUUAGAAGAAUGCUUCAAUGAAGUGUAUGUUUGUGAAGAGGGAUCAUUAUUCAGAUAUAAUGGAACACCAGAAGAUUAUAAGGAUGAGUUAAGAAUGAAGAUCAGCCAGAUGGCUCAAAAGAUUGCUUUAUGUCCGAUGAACCUCACAUUACAAACAGCCAGUACUCUAAACAACUUUCUCAUUAUUGAUAGUUUUGAGAGUGAUAUGAUAAUAACCAUUGGCUUUGUGAAAUACUGGGGUUCCUUCUUCUCUAGUAAAUCCGAUUGUCUUCCAUUUACUAUUACCAGUGUGCCAUUAGCCAACUUCCCACCAACUCCAAAGAAGCUCUUUCUUGACGGCUCUACAUUUAUCCGACAGCAGGAAACUCUGGUAACCAGAUAUCACAAAGCAAAACCAUUACAGCAGAUUCUGAUGAGCCCCUACCUUUCUUGCUUGGAUAUGCUGCACUCGAUACUCAAAGUUCAAAAAAUUAUUCAUAUCCAAGCCGGUCAAUGUGGAAACCAAAUCGGUACUAAAUUCUGGGAGACUAUCUCCCAAGAGCAUGGUGUGAACGAAGCUGGUUUGUAUCAAGGGGUCAGUGAUCUCCAGAAAGAUCGAGUUGAGAGCAAAAAUGCUCCUGGCGGGGUUCGAACCCGCGUCCUCAGCAUAACUCUGCUGAUCAUCAUAUACCGCGCUCUGGCCACUGAGCUACAGGAGCACGCAAGAUACUAUAACCUAAGAUAA
Medioppia subpectinata is the source of this 1542-nucleotide messenger RNA. Lineage: Eukaryota; Metazoa; Arthropoda; Arachnida; Sarcoptiformes; Oppiidae. The record is from the annotation of a GenBank genome assembly.